AUGGCCAAGCAAUCUCGUGGUGCCCCCGGUGGCAAGCUCAAGAUGACCCUGGGUCUCCCCGUCGGUGCCGUCAUGAACUGCGCCGACAACUCGGGUGCCCGCAACCUGUACAUCAUCUCCGUCAAGGGUAUCGGUGCCCGCCUGAACCGCCUGCCCGCCGGCGGUGUCGGCGACAUGGUCAUGGCCACCGUCAAGAAGGGAAAGCCUGAGCUGCGAAAGAAGGUCCACCCCGCCGUCAUUGUCCGACAGUCCAAGCCCUGGAAGCGAUUCGACGGUGUUUUCCUGUACUUUGAGGACAACGCUGGUGUUAUCGUCAACCCCAAGGGUGAGAUGAAGGGCUCCGCUAUCACCGGACCCGUCGGCAAGGAGGCUGCUGAGCUGUGGCCCCGUAUUGCCAGCAACUCCGGUGUCGUCAUGUAA
Trichoderma citrinoviride is the source of this 420-nucleotide messenger RNA. RefSeq names its product ribosomal protein L14b/L23e. The transcript has 4 exons. Bases 1 to 420 code for a protein of 139 amino acids. Gene Ontology annotation, molecular function: structural constituent of ribosome; large ribosomal subunit rRNA binding. NCBI's taxonomy places the organism in Eukaryota, Fungi, Ascomycota, Sordariomycetes, Hypocreales, Hypocreaceae. The record is from RefSeq and is a predicted model, not a curated record. Gene Ontology annotation, cellular component: ribosome; cytosolic large ribosomal subunit. Gene Ontology annotation, biological process: translation.